This is a messenger RNA of Sinocyclocheilus grahami, 1766 nucleotides long. Its product is annotated as programmed cell death 1 ligand 1-like. The transcript is spliced from 8 exons. Gene Ontology annotation, biological process: cell surface receptor signaling pathway; positive regulation of T cell proliferation; T cell costimulation. The coding region runs from base 5 to 1519 and encodes 504 amino acids. Gene Ontology annotation, molecular function: ATP hydrolysis activity. Gene Ontology annotation, cellular component: external side of plasma membrane. The record is from RefSeq and is a predicted model, not a curated record. Lineage: Eukaryota; Metazoa; Chordata; Actinopteri; Cypriniformes; Cyprinidae.
GGUCAUGAGGGGGACGCUGGUCAUCAUAUUUCAGGCUCUGCUGUGGCCUGUCUCAGCAUCAGCCCUGUUUACAGUCGGUUUACAGGAGAGCAGUUAUGAAGCAGAGCUACAUGAGGACGUCAGACUAGUGUGUUUGUUCUCCACGGUUAAAAGUCUUUCCGACCUCACUGUCAUAUGGAGCCGAGUCGAGCCGAAGCCGGCCGUGGAUGUGUAUCGGCUGGAGAGAGGCAGAGAGAAUCACAUUUACACCAGUGCCGCGUUCAUAAAGCGCGCACAGCUCAUCCACGAACAGCUGAAUGAAAACCGAGCGGUGCUGCACUUGAAAAAGCUCCAGAUUAAAGAUUCAGGCACAUACCGGUGUAUCGUGAAAGAGGGAGAUGAUGGAGACUACAAGCAAGUCACGCUCAGUGUUACAGCUCUUUAUACUCCCAUGAAGAAGGCCAUCAUGGAGACGGGUCAGGAUGAGGUCGAGCUGUCCUGUGAGUCUCAGGGAUUCCCGUCCGCUCGGGUUAUCUGGCGCGAUGGUCAAAACACAAACCUCACAGAGAUGUCCAACAGCACCACACGAUCUACAGACGAAGAUCUCAUCCACGUCAUCAGCAAGCUGACGGUCAAACGAGACCUCGUGAACAACUACACCUGCUCUUUCCUCGUGAAGGGUGAAAUCCAGCAGACGGCCACCUUCAGCAUCCCAGAUGAAUUCCCUCCUCACUGUUCUACUCCGUACGUGUGGAUUGUCGCCGUGGUCGUCGUGCUUUUAGCCAUUGUCUUCAUCUCCGUCAUCCUGCGUAUGAGAAAAAACGGUCAGAAAAACCGACGAAGUGAAUCUAAAUGUGCUUUCCUCUUCCCACAUGCAUCCUCUGCCAUCACUGAUUCUUUAUUGACGGUGAACGAGAACAAGCCGCAAACAUGUGACUUGAACUCAGAAGAAGCUACAGAAAAACCUCUAUCCCUGAGGAACGUGCUUAUACGACAGUAUUCACAGCUCUGCACAAACACUGAGAUGAAAAGCAGAUUUGUUUCAUAUGCACUUCUCAGCAAAGAAGGCCAAUCUCUAAACAUCAGCUCCAUUCUGCCUGAUAAGAAAGAAACCAUCCUUCUGUUUGGAGAACCAGGCAGCGGGAAAACCAGCGUGGCCCAAAUCCUGUCGUCCUGCUGGGCUGAGAGGACCACGACAGACCCCUUCAACAUCCGCCGGCUCCAUCUGGUUUUCCAGGUGGACUGUAGCCGAGCGAAAGGAGACUUUUUCCAGGUGGUAAAGUCCAGCAUUUCUCAUGAAAAACCACUAGACGUGUCUGAGUUCAGAGAGACGCUUCUGGGCCCGACGGACUGUUUGCUCAUCCUGGAUGGAUAUCAAGAGGGAAACAAGGACCUAGAUGAAACACUCGAAUGGUUUCUAACAGAGCGGCAGACAUGCAGGGUGUUAGUGACAUCACAUCCAGGAAAAUGUCCAGCCCUGGAGAAAAACACCAGGACAGUAUUCCAACUUAUUCAGAAACCGGAAGAGUCUGGAUCAUGAAAUCGGAUAAAUUUCAUAUUUGCACAGACUAUGCAAUUUCAUGUUACAGCAAUGUUCAGCAGUUCCAGAAGAUGGAUCUGCCUUUUGUUUCUUGGGAAUUUUUUAUGUUCUGACUUUUGGUAAACCGGACUCAUCUGACAGGAGAUCGAACCAUUUCACAAUACUUGAAUUCAGUAUUUUUCAAGGACCAAGUACAGAAAAAGAGAAAUGAAAUCACAGUUCUUAAACCUUAUUUCUGCAAAAAGUG